Molecule: messenger RNA, 835 nt
Organism: Phalaenopsis equestris
Lineage: Eukaryota; Viridiplantae; Streptophyta; Magnoliopsida; Asparagales; Orchidaceae
Product: ylmG homolog protein 2, chloroplastic
Exons: 3
Coding region: 73-741 (222 amino acids)
Biological process (GO): chloroplast fission
Cellular component (GO): membrane
Source: RefSeq, a predicted model, not a curated record
ACUCACCUAGCAACGUUAUCCUUUCCCCUUUCUUUAAACACCAGUCUCACCGCGCUACACAGACGAAGCACUAUGGCUCCUCUCCCCACCGAUUCCCCUCAAGCGGGCCUCGUAUCCUCCUCAUUCCGCCUCCACUCGAAGCCCCCUCUCCUAGACCGACCUCCCGCCGCCGUAGCGCGGCUUCUAGAAACCCUAGAAGCUGCCGUUACCUCUGCCGCCGAUCAUCCCUGGCUUAAGCCCCUCCUCUCCAUCUCCACCGAAAUCCGCACAUUCUUCGCUGAGGUUCGUUGCGGAAAUCGCGGGAGUCGCAGCUCGUUGUCUGUUCAUAAAUUUGCUGCAAUUCUUCCCGGGGAUUCUGUCGCCGGAAUUUUGGUGGCGAACGGAAUUUCUAACUUCUUGAACAUAUAUAAUACGCUUUUAGUUGUUAGGCUGGUUCUCACCUGGUUCCCUAAUUCUCCUCCGGCUAUUGUCAGUCCUCUAAGCACUAUAUGUGAUCCUUAUUUAAACAUAUUUCGUGGGAUUAUCCCUCCUCUUGGUGGCACAUUGGAUCUGUCUCCUAUAUUGGCAUUCAUUGUCCUAAACGCCUUCACCAGCACAGCUGCUGCUCUUCCUGCCGAGCAUCCUGUAAGCACAGUAUGUCAAACUUGCACUUCACCCCUGCCCUUUUUACAAAAUCUCACCUCAGCACAAGAAAAGUGGAUUAGAAGGAUGUGUGGUAGGAGAAAUAGGACAGAAGAGUAGAAGCUUUCUGAGAUUGAAGUCUGUGUGAGUUGCUUUUUCAAGUCUCUGUAUUAGAAGUAAAUUAUUUGCUCCAGCAUUCUUGUAAUCAAGUAAG